This is a messenger RNA of Belonocnema kinseyi, 3101 nucleotides long. RefSeq names its product transmembrane protein 184B (gene Tmep). NCBI's taxonomy places the organism in Eukaryota, Metazoa, Arthropoda, Insecta, Hymenoptera, Cynipidae. Gene Ontology annotation, biological process: transport. The transcript is spliced from 6 exons. The coding region runs from base 289 to 1593 and encodes 434 amino acids. The record is from RefSeq and is a predicted model, not a curated record. Gene Ontology annotation, molecular function: transporter activity.
GGAAAAGUGUAUGACUGCUGCGUGUGGUAGCGAUUUUGCCAUCCUCCGAUAUUUCUUAAAUUUUCAAGUUCCUGGAGGCUGCUAGGAAGCAGGAAAGUUUUCCAAAAUGUUAAGUUCGAGUGAAGUGCGGUGAUUAGGAUUAAAAAUCACGCGAGGAUUACAGAUUAUAAGUGUUUUACGAAAAGGUCAUAUCUGCGAAUCAUCGGACGCGUCGUCGAUUGCCUCCUGAAAUUGGACAUUGCGACUGUCCGUUAUCAAGAAACACGGAACUUAACAGCAGAUUAAAUAAUGACUACCAACUUGAUGCCAGGAGCAUCGGCAACCAUUGCUUCGACUCUUAAUAAUAUGACGACAGCAACUGUAACGAAUGCUGUUAAAAAUUUAACUGCAAAGGAUGAGGAUAUUGAACCAACUCCUAUAUUUCUACAAACGAAAGCAGCACAGGGUCUUGCAGGAGCGUUUGUCGCAUUAGCUCUUUUCCUAACUUGUCAACAAAUUUAUCAUCACCUGAGGUGGUACACGAAUCCAACAGAGCAGCGAUGGAUAGUCAGAAUUUUAUUCAUCGUGCCAAUCUACGGCUCAUAUUCGUGGAUCUCUCUGAUGUUCUUCAACAGCGAGAGUUACUACGUGUACUUCUUCACAGUGCGAGACUGCUACGAGGCUUUUGUAAUAUACAAUUUCCUGUCGUUGUGCUACGAGUACCUCGGAGGAGAGGGCAAUAUUAUGUCGGAGAUUCGAGGCAAGCCGAUCCGUUCCAGCUGUCUUUAUGGGACCUGCUGCUUGGUUGGGAAGACCUACACCAUCGGUUUCCUACGAUUCUGCAAGCAAGCGACUCUGCAGUUUUGUCUGGUUAAACCCGUGAUGGCCUUUGUCAUCAUAUUCCUGCAAGCUUUCGGACAUUACCGAGAUGGUGACUGGUCUCUCGAUGGUGGAUACAUUUAUAUUACGUCCAUCUACAAUAUCAGCGUUACCCUCGCCUUGUACGGACUCUUUCUCUUCUAUUUUGCUACACGAGACCUGCUCACCCCCUACGAACCGGUUCUCAAGUUCUGCACCGUCAAGAGCGUCAUUUUCUUGUCCUUCUGGCAAGGUGUGCUCUUGGCUAUAUUGGAAAAAGCUCAGGUCAUUUCGCCUGUAAUUGAUAGCUUAGGGCAUUCAACUGGAGCAGGUACUGUGUCUGCUGGCUACCAGAAUUUUCUGAUUUGUAUCGAGAUGCUUUUCGCCGCGAUUGCCCUGAAGUAUGCUUUCCCGUACCAAAUUUAUGCAGCUGGUUGCGUCACGGACUCGAGAGGACGUAGUGUGACAAUGCAAAGUAUUAGCAGCAGCCUAAAGGAAACUAUGAAUCCAAAAGACAUUAUGACUGAUGCCAUCCACAACUUUCAUCCGCAGUAUCAACAAUACACUCAGUACAGCUCUGGAGGCACAAAGGGCCAGCGAGGUAUGCGCGUAUCCAGCUACGAUCCAGACGAUCCUCAGAACAUGCCAGUUCCACCACCUCAGAGACGCAACACAUCUCAUCAACGUGUCGCCACCAUCUCCCAGAAUUAUAACGAAAAAACAAUGUUACUCAGCAGCGACGAGGAAUUCCAGUAAAAAGCAAAAAAGGAAAGCAGCAGAAAAAAGUCAAAUUCAAAGGCUUCUUACUUGAAGUCUUUUUCAUCGAGCGCAGUCUGAAUGAUUUUUUUCUAAAAGAAAAUGAGAACUCAGCUUUCGAAAUACUAUUUGUAAACUUUGUUUUUCUGUGUACAUAUUAUCGAUUGUAAUUUGUAAUUUGCAUUCUCCUCUAUCUCAGGAAGAAGCAGAGGAGGGUAAGACGAAACUGAAUGAAACAGGUUCGAACCAUGAAUCGUAUUGUAAUAGUUCCAUAAUGUUAUAUUCAUGUUAACAACAUCGUUAUGUUACGCAGCGUAAGAUAGUAUAGAAAAUAUUUAUUUUAAUACGCUCACACGUUCGAAGCGGUGUUACUCGUUUUCUUGGGCGUGGUGCCACAAAUCGUCUUGCCUAAUUUUUAAGGCAACGCUUCUGCGUACAGUAUUGUUUUAUUUUUUUAUUUUUCAAAUGCAGUCAUUUUCAUUUAAUAUAAAGUAAGAAUUUGAAGACACCCGAAAUGUAGAAGUUGGAAAACAGUUUUGAAAAGUCAAUUUUAUUAAGUACCAAUUUUCGUGUGCGCUUUGAGUUUUUUCUUGAAUCAGAUAAUUAUUUAGGAAUGUUAAAAUUAAAUGUUUCUUUAAAGCAAAAGAAUCUAAAAAUGUUUAGAAUACUAAUUUAUUGUGAAAUAUUAAGAAAAAAGUGUUCCGAAUUCGCAUUUCGCUUUUCUUUACAAUAGUUUUCAGCAGAAAAACAUUUAAUGAAAAUACUCAUCCCCAUCAAAAACAAUUUUUCAAGCGUGGGCUUUCCGAAUUUCAAACAAUUACGCUUACUGGAGGCAUUUAAAUUUGUUUGCAACGCAUUUAAAAUUUUUUUGCAACGCCCGAUACUUUGGUAAAAGUCUCCACGCUAUGUCGUGAGGAUAACAAACAACUCUUAAUGUUGCAAGAAAUACUGUGUUAAUGUGAAACGUUUUUUCAUUUCACGACAAAUCACUGUCAAUUUUCACGCUUCAAGACUUCGACAUCGACUCAGUACUUAUUAUUAUUAAAUAGUGACAAUUAUUAUUGUAGGACUUUGAGUCUUGUAAUUUGUGUUAUUUUUUUUUAUAAAUAGAUUUCUUCUGUAUGCAAGUUUUAAUCGUUUCUCACAAUCAUAACCAUUUAUUUUCUAAAUUAUUUUGUUUAUUAAUCAGAAUUUGCUUUGAGCUUUUCUCUCUGAUCUAUUAGCUUUCUACUACCGAAGAAAUCGUGAUUCGAAAGAUGCAAAAGGUACUCAUUAAGUCAUAAAACUACAUUCGCGUCCUAGAUUGAAAAAAAACACUAUUAAAUGUAUAUACUAUAUAUAUCGUUAUUAUAGAUUGUAUGUAAUAACGUGAGCAAAAAUGGACACUAAUGAUUUUUCUUUAACAAUUUCGAAUCUAUGAAAGCCGUGGGUGGGAGUUUAUGGGAGUGAGAGUGACGAACGAUAAAUAAAAAUGUGUCUGAGAUAAAUAAACUAUCGAUACCUGGCAA